CGUGGCGUUGGCAUUUCCAGAUCGUUGUGAGCGCGCAGCGUAGGCGUUACGUCACCGAAGUCCUCCAGCUCUGGGAAGAUGCUGCUGUAUGUCUGCAAAUAAUAAAAUGUUAAAGCAAUACAAAGAAAAAUAGGCCGCUUUCCAUCCAUCACACAUCUUCUGGGAAGACGAUCGUUCCGUAUCGGAUGAAACAGAUCAGCCAUACGAGGGUCCAAUAUUUGCUCUAUUUCACCCCCUGAAAAAAUCAGAAGACUGAUCUUUGCUGGACAGAUAAAGCACACGCAUUCCUUUCGAGCACAUGUGAUGAAGUGGCCCGUUUAUUAACGCAUUCCUUCAACGUUCGUUUUUAGGAGGUUGCCCUUGCCUGAACUCCAAGCCUGCCAAAAUGUACGGAAGUUCACGCUCGGUGAGCAAAAUAGACAGUAAUCACAGCGGGGGUAGAAAUAACCAGGGCAAUUCGGGCCGCUCACCACGUCUGCCUCGGUCACCCCGUAUGGGCCACCGUCGCACCAAUAGCAUGGGGGGCAGCGGGGGAGGCCCAGGGGGCUCCGGAGGCAAAACGCUCUCCAUGGAGAACAUUCAAUCGCUCAAUGCUGCCUACGCUACAUCAGGGCCAAUGUACAUGAGUGACAACGAAGUGGCAAUCGGCACCUCAUCUGAUCUCCCCAAGGGUGGGGUGACGACGGGCCGUUUCGGUGGCAGCAUUCCUUACGGGGUCAGAGGAGCAGUGACGGGCAGCACGCCUGACAUGGCCAUGGUUCCGGCAGUGUCCACCGACUCCAUGGGCUUUGGAGGGGAGAUCCAUGCGGCAUCAACUGUUCCUCACUCCCUGCGUCAGGCGAGGGACAACACCAUCAUGGAGCUGCAAGCCCAGCUCAAGGAGGUGCUGAGGGAAAACGAGCUUCUUCGGAAGGAGAUAGAUGUUAAGGAGAGCAAACUCAACUCUUCAAUGAGCUCCAUCAAGAGCUUCUGGAGCCCGGAGCUAAAAAAGGAGCGCGCGUUGCGAAAAGACGAGGCCUCCAAGAUAGUAGUUUGGAAGGAGCAGUACCGUGCGGUGCAGGAUGAGACACAGCACCUCCAGACAACAGUGCAGGCACUGCAGGCCGAGCUGCGCAUCCAGCGUGACUUGAACCAGCUGCUGCAUCCACCCGGGGAGCCGUUGGCCUGCGAGCCCAGCGAGGAGCAAGAGAGGCAGGCGCGAGAGCUUUUCUUACUCCGCCGCACCCUGGAGGAGAUGGAGGUUCGCUUGGAGACCCAGCGACAGACGCUGGCUGCUCGUGACGAAUCGGUCAAAAAGCUCUUGGAGAUGUUGCACAGCAAAGGCCCCUCGACUAAAGCCAACGAAGAGGAUCACGAGCGAACCCGUCGCCUCGCAGAUGCCGAGAUGCACGCGCAUCACCUGGAGAACCUUCUAGAACAGCGUGAUAAAGAGUUGGCAGCUUUGAGAGAGGAGCUGCAUCGCCGUCUCGAGGGGACGCCAGAGACUAUGAAAACCAAAGCUCUUCAGACUGUAAUUGAGAUGAAGGAUUCUCAGAUCGGUUCUUUAGAGCGAGGUCUCAGAGAGCUGGAGGACCAGGUCAUGAUGCUUCGAUCCAACAGCAUGCUCAGCUGUGAAGAACGGCAAGAAGAGGCCAAGCAGAUGGAGGUGUACCGCAACCACACCAAAUUCAUGAAGAACAAGAUGGACCAAGCUAAGCAAGACCUUUCCAGGAAGGACACCCAACUCCUUGGCUUGCAGACCAAAUUGGAGACCCUGACCAACCAGUUCUCGGAUAGCAAACAGCAUAUUGAAGUGCUCAAAGAAUCCCUGACUGCCAAAGAACAGCGUGCUGCCAUAUUACAGACAGAGGUGGAUGCUCUGAGGUUACGUCUGGAAGAGAAAGAGACCACGUUAAACAAGAAAAGCAAGCAGAUCCAAGAAAUGUCAGAGGAAAAAAGCACACUGAACGGGGAAAUCCAUGAUCUGAAAGACAUGCUGGAUGUCAAGGAGCGUAAAGUCAACGUACUUCAGAAAAAAAUUGAAAACCUGCAAGAGCAGCUGAGGGAUAAAGAGAAGCAGAUGAGCAGCCUUAGAGAGCGGGUGAAAUCUCUACAGACGGACACAUCUAAUACAGACACAGCCCUCACCACACUGGAGGACUCUCUGGCUGAGAAGGAACGCAUUAUUGAGCGUCUCAAGGAGCAACGUGACCGCGAGGAGAGGGAGAAAGCAGAAGAGCUGGACAACAGUAAAAAAGAGCUGAAGGAGUUGAAGGAGAAAGUCAGCGUUCUGCAGGGAGACCUGUCAGACCGUGAGACUUCUCUGUUGGAUCUUAAAGAGCAUGCGUCAUCGCUGGCUUCAUCCGGCCUAAAGAAAGACUCCAAACUGAAGAGCCUAGAGAUCGCUCUUGAACAACGGAGGGAGGAAUGCAUCAAGCUUGACAACCAACUGAAGAAGGCCCAGAGUGCUGCAGUCAACGCACAGGCUAACUCUGAGAUAUCCGAGCGAAUUUCUUCACUGGAAUCUGAUGUGGCGAGGCACAGGGAGGACUCAGCCAAAGCUCAGGCUGAAGUCGAUCGUCUACUGGAUAUUCUUCGUCAGAUGGAGAACGAGAAGAACGACAAGGACAGGAAAAUCAGUGAGCUUGAGAGUGUGGCUUCCAGGCAACUGAAAGAGCAGACCAAGAAACCUUCUGGCAAACACAAAGAGCUGUCAGGAAAGGGCAGAAAUGUCAGCGACGGCCCGCAGCAGGAAUCCUUGCGUCAGAAGGCAGAACGCAUCGAGGAGUUGGAGGAGGCUCUGAGAGAGAGUGUUCAAAUCACUGCGGAGAGAGAGAUGGUGCUGGCACAGGAGGAAGCGGCGAGAAACCACCAGGAAAAACAGAUGGAGGAGCUUCUCGGAGCGAUGGAGAAAGUGAAGCUUGAACUUGAGUCCAUGAAGGCGAAGAUGUCAUCCACCCAACAGUCUCUGGCGGAGAAAGAAGCUCAUCUGACCACCCUGAGGGCAGAGAGAAGACGACACCUGGAAGAAGUGCUGGAGAUGAAACAGGAGGCUCUGCUUGCUGCCAUUAGCGAGAAGGAUGCUAACAUAGCCCUGUUGGAGCUGUCCUCGUCGAAAAAAAAGAAAACGCAAGAGGAAGUGGCUCAGCUGCGAAGGGAGAAAGAUCGCUUGGUGCAGCAACUCAAACAGCAGACACAGAAUCGUAUGAAGCUCAUGGCUGAUAAUUAUGACGACGGCUACUUGAAAACUCCACCCGACCAGACCAAUCACAGGCCUCCUAAAUCACCUGAUCAGAUAAGACCUGGGCGGAGAGCCGCAGUGCACAGGAGCUCUACACUGGCCACCUAAGUAUCCCGUACAUUCCCCCCUCAUCCCUUUACUUACAGAAUCAUCUCAGCCCACAUUUUAUCACAACACUUGUCCAGGACCCCACCCACAAAGACAUUAUACACAUUUUCACAGUCAGUGUGGAGCUGCAUUUAGGAUCUUUGGAUCUUCGGCACUGGGUCUAACCUCCCUCCAAAACCAAAAGUGGCCAUGACCGAACCCUCUUCGCGGUUUCUCCGCUCUCCGAACUCAACCAAAUCCAUUAAAGAGCCCCUAACAGUCUUAAUACUGGUGCAGACUUGAAAAUAUGCAGUCUUCGUCGAAUCGUGAAUGCAGUUUUUCUUUCAUUUCUUGGUAUGUUAUCAUGGUUGAGUAAAAACAGAUUUAGAAUGUUACACUGAUCAAUGGGUGGUGCUAUGUAAACAUAACUGAAUGCAGAACUGUUGUUGAACAAGAUUAAAAAAGUGUUAUGCUAAUUUAUCUGCACUUAGUAUUAAGACUAUUGGAUUCUAGAAUUUGAUAUUCUGUGUUUCUAUAGCGUUUCUCUUGCACAUAUGUCAGGUUCUGUUUUACUGGGUGCCCCGUAACCUUUACCGGACAAUGAUAGGACACCUUCAAGAGCAUGACGUAAACAUGUAUAGAUAGUGAUCGUCUAUUUGUCGCACCUGGCGUUAUGUCAGUGGACCAAAUCAGGUUCUGUAUACGUCCCUUUCUUUAACAGCUGCUACCAGGAAUAGACUUAUAAAUAUAUGAAAAUAGUUUGUUGUGCUCAUGAAGGAGUCCAACAAAGGGUGUGUGCAAGAUACAAUAAAAAAAAAAUCUUAGGAACGUACUGUUCUCGCGUCCUGAGACCAAUGUUGUUUUCGAGCAACGCUUAGACAGGAUAUUGUAAGCUCCAAGAUAUCUUCAUAUCAUCUCCUGAUAACCCGUUUCUGAGAGCUCAUUGCUGGUCUUAUGAACUCUCAUAAACAUGGAUAUCAUUGUGUCGAUCUCUCUCGAAGUGGAUUUUUUAUGUUGCAUUUGUGGCCUAUUGUCUUCGUGUAUUAAAUAAAAAGAAUUGAUAGAAAAAAAAUCGAUAGUCCACUGGGGAAAAAACUAAAGAGAAAAAAGAAAUUGAGAUCAAAUCAGACAAAAGACACGGGUAUGAGUGUUCUGACUUUGUAUAAAUGUGUAUGUAUAUAAAAAAAAAGUAUUAUCAAUGUU
This is a messenger RNA of Triplophysa dalaica, 4510 nucleotides long. It is a transcript of the gene erc1a, whose product is annotated as ELKS/RAB6-interacting/CAST family member 1a. Bases 386 to 3328 code for a protein of 980 amino acids. Gene Ontology annotation, cellular component: cytoskeleton of presynaptic active zone. Lineage: Eukaryota; Metazoa; Chordata; Actinopteri; Cypriniformes; Nemacheilidae. Gene Ontology annotation, biological process: regulation of synaptic plasticity; neuromuscular synaptic transmission; maintenance of presynaptic active zone structure. The record is from RefSeq and is a predicted model, not a curated record. Gene Ontology annotation, molecular function: structural constituent of presynaptic active zone. The transcript has 19 exons.